AUGGACGCUCCUGAGACAUAUAACGACUGCCAUCCGCUGUCGCCAAGUUCCACCACUGUCAAGGUCGAGCCUGCCUCUCUCGAUUCGGGGCAUAGUCUGCUGCACUCCCCUCCCUCUUCUCGGUCGUCUUCCCGCGCCGCCAGAUAUUCCAAUACGACGUCUUCUACACGCUACAAGCGAAAGUAUUCGCAGAUCUCACCCCGUGGCGAGUUGUCAAUCAUGACGCAUCCUUACGGAAAUUGGUCAUCUACUGGCCUAAAAGACGAGCAGAACCCGAGCCAUCGAGGAUUCUCAGGUGGUGUACAACCAUCUGGGUCCAACCGCAGAGGCGGAAGUGGAGACCAGCAGCACUUCUAUAACCCAGAAAGCUACUCGCAAGCGCACGACCAGUACCGCAGUGCAAGUGCUAGACACCUCACUCAGGUCGGCACUUCGAGUCUUUCUGGGGCAAUGGGAGAGCUCGGCCUAUCAACGCACUCCCCUUCUAAUGCUUCACCAUCUGGUAUGCCGUGGACGCCUUCCCCAACCUCUGGGUUGUCCGGAAGCUAUGUCGUCGCGCCACCAGCGGAGGAGGCUUUCGGUCCUUACCUUGCUACUCCGAACACUUCCCUUCAUUCAGACAGUCCGCCAAACGCACUCCUAUCAUAUCAGCAGUAUAAUUCAUCGUACUCGGGAUCUGGGAGUCCUACACAUGCCCUAUCCUCAUCGUAUCCGGAUCAAUUCACGUAUCAUCAACAGCAGUCGCGUGCGGCAGCCAUGCAGCCCCCAACCAUUCUUCCAUCGCCAGUCUCGACUUCACCGACCGGUAUGGCAAUGAACGCGUCGCCCUCGUCAAUGACAACUCCGAGCAUUUCCAUGGGCCGCUCUCUACGCGGUUCGCAAGAACGCCCCGAGGACGAGGUGCGCGCUCUCCGAGCACGUUACGCGGAGCUGGAGCACAAGUACCACACAAUGCGCUCCAAGGCGGAGCAUCUCGAGAAAGAGCUACAGCGCGUCGCGUACGGGAGCAGUCCCAAUGGUCUCCCAACGCCGUUCGCCUCGCCCUCCGACGAAGGCUGGCGGUCGCGCACAGAGACACGUGUCAAGCUCUUCUGCUCGCUGAACCGCGCGGGCAACGCUCUGUGCGCGUGGCACGACUCGCGCCGCGAGCGCCGCGCGUACCCGCCGCGCAUGGCCCCGCCGAACACGCUCAACUGUGGCUGCACCUACGAGGAAGCGCUCUUCGAAGAGAGCCUCGCGCGCCAUGGCGUGGGGAGCUACCACCCCGGCGAGAACGUGCGCAUGGACCCUGCGCUUAGGAACCCGCUCCUCAAGCUGCUGCGAGAGCGGUACGGCUAUCGUGAUGGCGACUUCGAACGGGACCCAGUCACCGGUGAGUGGGUCGAAAGUGAGGGUCCCGCACGAUGGGAAGCGAAACUCGCGCAAGGAGGUCCCGCUUCCAAGAAAAUCCGGGUCGAUGACCGCCGUUAG
Molecule: messenger RNA, 1470 nt
Organism: Phanerochaete carnosa HHB-10118-sp
Lineage: Eukaryota; Fungi; Basidiomycota; Agaricomycetes; Polyporales; Phanerochaetaceae
Exons: 2
Coding region: 1-1470 (489 amino acids)
Source: RefSeq, a predicted model, not a curated record